CCUUCUUCUCCUCCUCCGCCGGGCUCCGUUAGCUUCCGACGCCUCUGCAGCCCCCGCGGGCUGCGCGCGGUCUCCGGCCCAGAUGUUCUCCAGAGUCGCCAGGAGCGUGGUGCUGAGGACAAGAGGACUGGGGGCUCGGGGGACACACAGCCCAGGGGGUACAGCCCACAGCCCUGGGAAGAUGACUCCGUACACCAACUAUUACGCCCAGCGCUCCUACCCCAUGCCAGACGAGCCCUUCUGCACGGACCUCAGCGCAGAGCAGCAGGCCCUGAAGGAGAAGGAGAAGGGCAGCUGGACCCUGCUGAGCCCCGAGGAGAAGGUGGCCUUAUACCGCCUCCAGUUCCAUCAGACGUUCGCAGAGAUGAACCGGCGCACCAACGAGUGGAAGACCGUGAUGGGCUGCGUGUUCUUUUUCUGUGGACUCACGGCCCUGGCAAUUUGGUGGCAGCGGGUCUAUGUGUUCCCCGAGAAGCCCAUCACCCUGCAGGAGGAGUGGAAGGCGCGGCAGCUCCAGCGGGUCCUGGACAUGAAGGGCAACCCGGUGCAGGGCCUGGCCUCCCGCUGGGACUACGACCGGAAGGAGUGGAAGAAGUGACUUGGUCUGCAUUUCCAGCAGCUCCCUGCAAG
Molecule: messenger RNA, 630 nt
Organism: Dipodomys ordii (Ord's kangaroo rat)
Lineage: Eukaryota; Metazoa; Chordata; Mammalia; Rodentia; Heteromyidae
Product: cytochrome c oxidase subunit 4 isoform 2, mitochondrial
Exons: 5
Coding region: 83-598 (171 amino acids)
Biological process (GO): mitochondrial electron transport, cytochrome c to oxygen
Source: RefSeq, a predicted model, not a curated record